Molecule: messenger RNA, 990 nt
Organism: Emys orbicularis (European pond turtle)
Lineage: Eukaryota; Metazoa; Chordata; Testudines; Emydidae
Exons: 5
Coding region: 1-990 (329 amino acids)
Source: RefSeq, a predicted model, not a curated record
AUGGAGUUUCUUUGGCAUCUACUAAUGGCGAUUGGGAUUCUUGCAGGAACUGGGGUGUCUGAGAAAUGCACCCCACCAGCAGGGGGUCAGAACUUGGCGCUGGGACGCCUGGCCAUUCAGUCGUCCACAAACGAUCAAUACGAGCCUGGAAAAGCCGUGGAUGGAAAACACAGUGGGAUUUUAAACGAUCACUCCUGCACCCAUACCCAGUGCGACCACGAGCCGUGGUGGAGGGUGGACUUGGGCAGUCGUCAGUCUGUCUCCACGGUGAUAGUGAAGAACAGAGAGGACUGCUGUGGGCAGAGACUCGAGGGGGCCCAGAUCCGUGUGGGAGACUCCCUGGACGACCAUGGCAAGCACAACCCCAUCUGCGGGACCAUCACCAACACCGGUCUGGGAUCCGUCAGCACCAUCUGCUGCAAGGGGCUGCAGGGCCGCUACGUCACCAUUGUCAUCCCGGGCAGAAGGGGGAUUCUCACCCUGUGUGAGGUCGAGGUCAUAGCUCAGGACUGCACCCCACCACCAGGGGCUCGGAACGUGGCGCAGGGGCACCCGGCCACUCAGUCCUCCACAAACGAGGAAUUCGGGUCUGUAAAAGUCGGGGCUGAAAAGGCCGUGGAUGGAAAAUGCGAUGGGACUUUGACUCAUUACUCCUGCACCCACACCAAGGAUGAGAGAGAGCCGUGGUGGAGGGUGGACUUGGAAAGUCGGCAUUAUGUCUCCACGGUGAUUGUGAAGAACAGGGAGGACUGCUGUGGAGAGAGACUCGAGGGGGCCCAGAUCCACGUGGGAGACUCCAAGGAUGGCCACGGCAAGCACGACCCCAUCUGCGGGACCAUCACCAACAGCACAGAAGGAUCCGUCAGCACCAUCUGCUGCAAUGGGCUGGCGGGCCGCUACAUCAGCAUCAUCAUCCCAGACAGGGUGGCGAUUCUCACCCUGUGUGAGGUCGAGGUCUACGGCAUCCAGGUGACGGAUGAGUGCAACUAA